CGUAGAAGUUUAGGAAUUCAAAGACAUUUGACUUCUUUUAAAUGCAAUAGCCAAAACCAGCCUGUGUAUUUUAUGGUGGGGCUUUUUUGACUGACGAACUACAUUCUCUAUUGUCAAAUUAGUUGAAAUGGGCUAUAAGAUAUUGCUACUUUUCCACCGAGACGCUGAUGCGAUACAAUGACAUAGUGGGCGAGGCUCGUUGUCAUGUACUGGUUUGUACACUUAUCCGGAUACUCCAAUGUGGCUCUCGGUCAUUUUCGGAGCUGGGAACUGAAACGGGUUAACCGCAAUGAUAAGCGCACCAGAGUCCGAAGGUUGAGUGAAACCGAACAACACAAAGAGCGAUUAGCUGCACACACAGCACCGAUUCUUGCUGGCUGUGCACGACACCAACGCGAGGAGCCACGACGGAUAAGAACUUUCCCACAAUGGGGACUCCGAGGAACGGCACGACGAAGGAAAGUUUCAUUUUGUCUGUGGAUGUGGGCACGACGUCAAUCAAAUGUCACGUGUAUGACAAGCGGGCAAAAAUUCGUGGAUCUUCCUCCACAGAGGUUCUUCCGCUGUACCCGAAGGCAGGGCAUGUGGAGCUUGAUCCAGAUGCCCUGUGGAAAGGCUUCAUCUCUGUGGUGAAGUGUGCUGUGCAAGAUGCAGGAGUCCAAAUGCGUCAGAUGAAGGCUCUCGGUAUCUCUACUCAGCGAGCCACCUUCACAACAUGGGACAGGAGAACUGGUGUUCCGUUUCAUAAUUUUAUCACCUGGCAGGACCAGAGAGCAGCAGACCUCGUGAGAUCCUGGAACAGAUCUUACACUAUGAAAGCGAUCCACGGUGUGACAAAGAUGCUGUACUUCCUGACCAGGCAGAAGCGGUUACUUUCAGCAAGUCUGAUUAUCUUCUCCACUCAACAUAUCACCUUCCGCCUUGUCUGGGUCCUGAGAUACUACAAACAGGUUGCUCAAGCAGUGGCAGAAGGGAACUGCUGCUUUGGAACAGUUGACACCUGGCUCUUGUUUAAACUGACUCAAGGAGUGACUCAUGCCACAGACUACUCAAAUGCAAGUGCGACAGGGAUUUUUGACUCUUAUCAGAUGUGUUGGAGUCAGUUUCUGUGUUCUCUGGUCUCCCUGCCUCUCUCCAUUUUCCCAAAAGUAGAAAAUACAGACCAUGAAUUUGGUUUCACAGACCCGUCCAUAUUUGGAGUAUCCAUUCCCAUUAUGUCAGUGAUGGCGGACCAACAGGCUGCCAUGUUUGGAGAGUGCUGUUACAAUGUCGGUGAUGUGAAGAUCACCAUGGGAACAGGAACCUUCAUGGACGUAAACACCGGCCGCAAGCCUCACACGUCUUUGGCUGGUCUUUAUCCAGUUGUGGGGUGGAAGAUAGGCUCAGAGUUGGUCUAUCUGGCUGAGGGCAACGCAGCAGAUACUGGAACUGCCAUUAGAUGGGCUCAGGAACUGGAUCUCUUCUCUGACGUGGAGGACACAAGCACCAUGGCUUACAGCGUCAGUGACUCAGACGGCGUGUGUUUCGUCCCGUCUUUCAGCGGCCUGCAGGCUCCAUUGAAUGACCCCAAAGCUUGCGCUUCCUUCAUGGGCCUCAAACUUUCCACCACCAAAUGUCAUCUGGUGCGUGCCAUUCUAGAAUCUAUUGCCUUCAGGAACAAGCAACUAUAUGAUACGAUGCUAAGAGAAACCAACAUUCCCAUUACCAAGAUCAGGGUGGACGGCGGGGUUUCCUCAAAUGACUUCAUCAUGCAGCUCACUGCAGACCUGUUUGGUAGGAAGGUCGAGAGAUGCCGGCACCGUGAAAUGUCCUGUCUGGGGGCUGCUUUCGUAGCUGGGCUUGGUGUGGGCUACUGGAAAACCCGCGAAGAGGUGAAGAAGCUUCACAGCGCAGACAACGUGUUUUGUCCCAAAGGAGUCGGCGGUGACGGUGCCAGUUCCCAAUACACGCCCAUCCUCCAGAGCUGGGAAAGGGCCCUCCGGCGCUCCAUGUACUGGUACAAGAAGCCUUGACAUCGGAUCCUCUACCAGACUAAUAGUGCUUUGUUUUAUGUGUACUUGGAAACCAAAGAGGGUCCAUAUUGACACGUCACCGUGGGGAUCAUGUGAUUAAUUUCUCUCAUAUGCAAUGGACAUGUUUACAAAAGUUGCCACACGGGGGUACUUUGCAACAGUUUUCAUGAAUAAAUGCCCCCCUUUUCAAGCAAAUCCCACAUAAGACAGUAUAAAUAAAGAGUAGAAAUUCCAGUCCCUUUCAGGUGAUGGGAAAGUAACAUCCCUCGACACCUGGAUCACCUAGGCUUUGUACAAUCUGAACACACUCACUGGAUCCGUCCUCAUAUUAUAGCACCUACAGCAGGGGUGCUCAUUAAGUCGAUCGCGAGCUACCGGUCGAUCGCGGAGGUGGUACUGGUCGAUCGCUGGUCGAUCGCGGCGUGACAUUAAAAAAAUAUCAUCCCAGCAUCAAUGCCGUCACUUGAUUGAUAUACAGGGCAGCCAUUCAGAUGACAACUGAAUGUUGCCCUUCGGGCGACCAAUCAAAUCAAACAACGUCUCUAAGUGCAGCAGAACUUACGAUGUCAGCCUAUCAUCCAUCCCCGUUACUUGAUUGACAUACAGGACAACCAAUCAGAUGACAACUGAAUUUUGACCUUUAGGUCACCGCUCAUGCGUAAACAGCGAUGCAAAGUGCUAAGCUAGUCGGCGAAUUGCGUCAGAAUUCAAGUCCUCGCUAAAGUUUAUGGUCACUAAAAUGAGUGAAGGAGCUGGACCAAGUAAAAAGGCAAAAACUGGACCAAGUAAAAAGGCAAAAAACAUAUCACUUCCAUACGGAUAUGGAAUAUUAUACGGAUAUUGUGAUACGGAUAUUAUCCAUGACUGAUAAACAUUUGGAAGUGUGCUUGAGGCUGGCUAUCAGCAGCUACUGUCCGGACUAUGCAUCCCUGGCUGGUUCAAUUCAGUGCAAGUCAUCAAAGUAAACUCAGGUAAUUACAAAAAAUGUUAAUAGUUAAUUAUGUGUGUUUUGCAAUAUUGGCUCAUUUGGUUAUGUAAGGUACAUCAACAUACAUUGUACGUACAAAUAAUCCUCAAUACAUUUGAAAAUAAAUAGAUGUUUUGCAUUUUUGUAGUGGGUAGAUCAUUUUGACUCGCUCAUUUUAAAAGUAGCUCGCAUGCUGAAAAAGUGUGAGCACCCCUGACCUACAGCAUACUUGGUAUGUAAAAACGUAUCCUGAGUCACUGUUUCUAGACUAGUAAGCUGAUUGUCUGACAUAUUAUUUUUGAAGCAGAUUUUUUCCCAUGACAAUUGACUGGAAUAUGGGGAACUAUGGGGGGCCUUACCGUGAUUUACUGUGCCUUUAUCUGUGAGUCUUGUGGAUUACCUGAUAUUAACUUGUUGGUUUGAAUUCACUUAAAAUUCCCUGCAUAAAUGCAUAUUUACAUAUAUGUAUCUCUAGUGUGUUAUCGUAUAUGUAUAUCUCUAGUGUGUUAUUGUCAUGACAGUAAUAAUAAUAAAUCAUUUAAAAGCAGAAUGUGAUGCAAUAUCAGCAUGCUUUGACAGAGUUUGGACUGUUGGAAGCCAGUGGCGUCGGCGCGUGUCUGUCAUGAGACUGACUUGACAUGCCCUCACAUACGCACUCGUCACUUGUGGUGAUGGUGGUUUGUGUAGGACAUCUGCAAUAUAAAAAUGUGUGUACAUUUACACCACAAUAAAUGAUUACAUUUGUUCUGUAUGUGGACGAGUGGUUUGCGCGCGGGCCUCACAGCGAGGAGAUCCGAGUUCAAUUCCACCCUCCGCCAUCUCUGUGUGGAGUUUGCAUGUUUUCCCCGUGCAUGCGUGGGUUUUCUCCGGGUACUCCGGUUUCCUCCCACAUACCAAAUUGUCCAUAGGCAUGAAUGUGAGUGUGAAUGGUUGUUUGUCUAUAUGUGCCCUGUGAUUGGCUGGCCACCAGUCCAGGGUGUACUCCGCCUCUCGCUCGAAGACAGCUGGGAUAGGCUCCAGCACCCCCGCGACCCUCGUGAGGAUAAGUGGUAGA
Molecule: messenger RNA, 4033 nt
Organism: Doryrhamphus excisus (bluestripe pipefish)
Lineage: Eukaryota; Metazoa; Chordata; Actinopteri; Syngnathiformes; Syngnathidae
Gene: gk5
Product: glycerol kinase 5
Biological process (GO): phosphorylation; glycerol metabolic process; triglyceride metabolic process
Cellular component (GO): mitochondrion
Molecular function (GO): kinase activity; phosphotransferase activity, alcohol group as acceptor
Source: RefSeq, a predicted model, not a curated record